AUGUUCGAGAAACAAAUUGUAACCUUUGCCCGAGGCUUGGGCGAGGAGCCCCUCAACCUGGUCGAGGCGACCAUUGUGGUGGAUGAAUCGGAUCCAAUCGGCGUACACAUCGCGGCACAGAAUCUUGCUAAUGACUUCGGCCGGGUGACCAAGUCCGAGCCGAAGUCUCUUCUGGUGUCUAAGGGAAACGAAAUCGACACCGACCUUGGUGCGGAUAUCGCAAUCAUCGUUGGGUGUGUCGAGUCGAGUCGCCUGCUGCAGCGAUUGGAGAAGGAUGGCAAGCUGAACUUCGAGAAAAUUCACGGGAAGUGGGAGUCUUUCAUCACAGCCCCUGUUGCCAACCCUUUCCCGGGCUGCCGGAAAGCGCUUGUGAUUGCAGGGAGUGACAAGCGAGGAACAAUAUUCGGCUCUUACACAUUGUCGGAGCAGAUUGGUGUCUCUCCCUGGUAUUUCUGGGCAGAUGUACCUCCCAAAUUUCACCCAGAGAUCUUUGCUGUUCCCGAGCCUACACACCAUGGGGAGCCAAGCGUGCGAUUUCGAGGCAUCUUCAUCAACGAUGAGGCACCCGCACUCACUGGAUGGGUUAGAGAUAACUUUGGAGGAUACAACUCAAAGUUCUACAAGCAUGUGUUUGAGCUUUUGCUGAGACUCAAGGCAAACUUCAUGUGGCCGGCUAUGUGGCCCGGCUACCCCAACCCAGGCGCGACUUUCUUCACAGACGACUCGGAGAACGCGAAAGUUGCCAACGACUAUGGCAUCGCUGUUUCAACCUCCCACCAUGAGCCCAUGCAGCGAGCUACGAACGAGUGGUUCGCAGACAACCCGGACGGCAGCUGGAACUGGCUUACGAACAAGGAGAAGAUUACCGAGUUCUUCGAGGAGGGAGUGAAGAGAGCAAAGGGUCUCGAAUCCUACUUUACACUUGGAAUGCGGGGCGAAUAUGACAAGGGUAUGAAGACUGAUGACCCGGCGGCUGUCGUCCGUGACGUGAUCAAGACGCAGAGAGCACUUAUAAAAGAGGUUCAUGGGCGAGAAGACGCAGUUCCUCAGCUUCUGGCGUUAUACAAGGAGGUACAAGACCAGUAUGAAGGAGGAACUAUUGAGAUUCCUGACGACGUCACCUUACUUUUCGCCGACGACAAUUUUGGCAGCAUCCGACGCCUCCCCUCAGAGAAAGAACGAGAAAGGAAAGGGGGUGCAGGUAUUUACUAUCAUUUUGAAUACGUGGGAACACCUCGGAGCUAUAAGUGGAUCAACAGCAACUCACUGGGUAAAACAUGGCAUCAGCUUCAAGAGGCCCAUCGGAGGAACGCGAAGCAGAUCUGGGUCUUUAACGUCGGCGACAUCAAGCCCAUGGAAGUCCCGCUCACUUUUGCCAUGACCCUUGCUUGGGACAUCGACUCCAUAAAAGCAGACAACUUCGCCCAGUUCUACCAGUCAAUGGCCGAAGUCAACUUUGGCCAAGAUCUGACAAAAGCCGUCGCCGACGUGUGGCAGAAGUAUGAUCGACUUGCCGCCUUGCGCAGGCACGAACAUAUCGAGCCAACAACAUUCUCACUCUUGCACCAUAACGAAGCAGAGAACGUCGUAGGUCGCUGGCAGUCCCUCCUGGAAGCCGCCGAAACGAUUCAUCAACACGCACCGGAAGAACAUAAAGCCGCUAUAUUCCAGACGGUUCUGCAUCCGGUCAAGGCAUCGUACAUCUUCACCAAGCUCCAAGUGACCCUGGGACGGAAUCAGCUCUACGCCCGACAACGGCGCAACACGGCAAACAAGCUUGCUCGCGAAGUUCUUGAUUUAUUUGACGAUGACUACACGCUGACUGAGGAGUUCCAUGCUCUGCUCGGAGGCAAGUGGAACCAUAUCAUGCGGCAAACGCACUAUGGCUUCGGAGAUACCUGGCAUGCACCGUCGCGGGAUAUGAUCAGCGGCCUGUGCUACGUCCAAAGGCGGCAGAACUCAAAUCCAAUUGUCGGGCAGAUGGGGGUGGCGGUCGAGGGCCACGAAGGCGUCCGGCCUGGAAGAAUCAAUGAAGAGUCUGAAAGGACACACCCCAGCCGUCGGGAUCUUGUGCCCGGAGUUACUCUUGGACCCAUCAGUCGAUAUGGGCCGGUCAAAAGGUGGUUCGAUAUCUUUACGAGAGGAGCACAGAUCAUUCACUGGAAAGCCACGACGCCGUAUGACUGGCUGCAGUUGUCAGCUACUGAAGGCACACUUGAUCCCGAUGGCGGUGAUGCACGGGUUGAAAUCAAUGUCAGCUGGAAGGAAGUGCCGAAUGACUUCGAACAAGAGGUUCUGAUCGAUAUUCGAUCCGAAGAAGGCGACUUUGAACAGGUCCAUCUUGUCAUCACCGGGAGACAAGUCCCGGACUCUUUCGAUGGCGGUUUCGUCGAAGCAGCUGGAUAUGUGUCCAUCCCAGCGGCACACAAUCCUCCAUCAGGUUUCCGAGUGCUUCCAGACUGCGGCAAAACGGAAGCAGGGGCAAUUUCCGUGAUCGAAGCAGCCACCGAUGUGGCUCCUCAGCUCGAGUGCAGGUUCUAUGUGUUCUCGCGCACAGAAACUCCCGCCUUGCUUCUAUACUUCAACAUGACACUCGACCUUGAUCCCGCUGAUCCGAUGUCAUACGAGUUCCAAGAGAUCUUCCUGAUGGGUGGUUUCAUGCGGUUCAGGAUUGUAGUUGGCUACGAACUCAUGAACUGA
This is a messenger RNA of Colletotrichum karsti, 2700 nucleotides long. RefSeq lists its product as uncharacterized. The transcript has 7 exons. Lineage: Eukaryota; Fungi; Ascomycota; Sordariomycetes; Glomerellales; Glomerellaceae. The record is from RefSeq and is a predicted model, not a curated record. Bases 1 to 2700 code for a protein of 899 amino acids.